AUGGUAGACGGGGUAUCGGUAGCAGUAGGAUGUGCAGUAGGCAUCCCGUGUGGGCUAGCAGUGGUGGUGGCUGUGGUUUUCUGGUCGCUAAUGCAGAGACGGUUCCGAAAAGAAAGAGAGGAAGACGCAGAGUCCCUGAGCGGUGAUGGAGCUAUUAGCUUCAGAAACAUGGAGGCGUUGCGGGAAGAAAGAAAUAUUGCAAGUGGGCGUGAUGAGCAGGACGGAGACCUGGAAAAAGUCGAGGCAGUAGUACAGCACGCUGCAGAGGGCUCAUCGUCCUCGGAUCAGACACAUACGCUAGAAAGCAGCAGCGCUGCACCCGCCAAAAACGAGAAAAACGAGAAAAUCAAAAAAUGGGGGUUCAAAACCGAUUCUGCAACCUCCUCAAAAUCAGCUAAACCCAACAGAAGAAAUACGUAUAUGCCGGCAUAUCGUAAAAGACUCAACUCGUCCAUUGGGUCCCUAAACACGGGCGAGCUUCGGACCACCAACGAAAGUUCUUCAACGUCUCUUGAAACUAAGCCCGCCAGUGUGCCGACGGUUAACGAACCCACGGUAUUGGAUCAGAUGAUUCCAGUUUUGGACCAUCGCAACACAUCCGACUCUGCUCUGGCAACAAAUUCAGAAUUCAGUCUUACGCACGACAAACACUCUAGCAACGACAAUCUCAUCAAGAACUUACAAACCCACGACUUUGGAUCAUACCCGAGAAGAAGAUCGUCUGUGAACCUAAACAGCAUGGCCUCGGCAAACAUCUCAAGCAGUUCGGUAGUCACCAGGUCGUCUUCGACGCACUCCCUCGCAAAAGGUUCAGAAAACGUCUUUGAUACACCCACCAACAAUAAAACUAACAACGGCAUACCGAAUCAACAAUCAACUACUGAAAAGCGCGAUGACCGAUCCCCAGAGUAUGGUGAAAACGGUUUCGUGGAUGCCAAACAAGAUUACUACAUGCUAAAGAAUAACUACGACGUGAAAAACAAAAGUGAAAUCGCAGAAGAGGACCAAUACGAGAACGAAUUCACAAACUACACUGAAAGCAAGCGAGAAUUCAUCAACAGCCUGAAACCACGAAAGCGUUGA
Molecule: messenger RNA, 1083 nt
Organism: Lachancea sp. 'fantastica'
Lineage: Eukaryota; Fungi; Ascomycota; Saccharomycetes; Saccharomycetales; Saccharomycetaceae
Source: the annotation of a GenBank genome assembly